UUCUGUUGUCGUUCUUCACUCUCCAACCGGCGUAGUAACUUGGAUGUGACGUGCAUACAGUUUGUUUUUUAAUUUGUUUCACUAAUAUUAGUGUAGUGUAGUGUAUUUUGUGCUGUAAUAGUAUCGUGUAACUAUGCGAUAUGUGAAAACUAUGCAUUAAAUAAUGGAUAAACUAUGGAUUCGUGGCUGAUUUCGCAAUCCUAAAAUGAGGACUAAAAAAACAUGAAUACUAUAAUUGACCUAAAAACGGAUUUUAUCUACUCAUAACAUCGCGAAUGUUAAUACGAUGAAGAGGUAUUGGAUGAUGCUCUGGUCGCUGUGGGCGAUGCGGCUGGUCAGGCAACCAACGGUGGCUGUACGUGUUGCCGGCGGCUGGUUGCGUGGCCAGGUUGCAAGAGACGGCUCACAUGUGAGGUACACUGGCAUACCCUACGCUACAUAUGAAAAUAGGUUCCAGCCGGCACACUCCAACGUAUCAUGGAAAGGCGAACUUGAUGCGUCCGAAGAACAUAUAAGAUGUUCACAAAGAUUCACUGAAACCCUGAUUUUAGGAACGGAAGACUGUCUCACCCUCAACGUGUACACUCCAUUGGAAUCAUCCAAUGAACUAAAACCUGUCAUGGUGUACAUCCAUGGUGGAGGCUUCAGAGACGGCUCAGGGUCACCUUUCCUCUACGGACCAGAAUAUUUGGUGAAACAUGGCGUUAUACUGGUCACUUUUAACUACAGACUGGAAGUUUUAGGAUUUCUGUGUCUGGGAAUAACGGAAGCACCAGGAAACGUUGGGCUCAAGGACCAAGUAGAAGCUCUUCGUUGGGUUAAAAAUAAUAUAAAGGUAUUUGGAGGCAACCCUAAUCAUAUAACUCUGUUUGGGGAAAGCGCUGGGUCUGCAUCUGUUUUACACCAUUUUGUUUCACCAAUGUCAAAAGGCAUGUUCCAAAAAGCCAUCAUGCAGAGCGGUUCUGCGAUUUCACCCUGGAGUUUACAGUUUGAACCAAUUAAAACGGCGAAAUUAUUAGCCAAUCAAAUGGGUUACAAUUUAGAUGAUCCUUACAAACUAUAUGAAUUAUUUAAAAAUAAAUCAAUCACAGAACUGUUGAGCACACGUGUACCGAGAAAUUACGGAGAUGUAGUACUGUCAGAGAAUAUAUUCGUUCCCUGUAUUGAGAAGAACAUUCCCGAAGCUGACAAAUUUAUGCCUGAUUCUCCAUACAAUUUAAUCACAAAGGGAACCUACAAUAAAGUUCCUGUUAUUAUCGGACAUAACAAUGCAGAAGGGUAUAUGUUUGUAGGUAAAGAAAAUGAUACGACAAUACGAAAUUUUAAUAUAUUUAGCUCACUACCAAGAGAUUUAAAAUUUGCGUCAAAUUUGGAGAAGAAACAAACAGCAGAUGAACUAAGGAAGCUAUAUUUCGAUGAAGAUGAUAAAGAUAAUGAUAUUUUGGCAAAACUAUCCAAAUAUGAAGGUGAUUCAGGCAUCGUCUAUCCGGUUACAAUAACAGCUGAGCUCUUAUCAACGACCAUGGACUACCCAGUGUACAUGUAUAAAUUCUGCCGUGAUGGAUGGAUGAAUUUGCUUAAACUACUAUUUAAGUUUGGGGAGUAUCCUGGAGCAACUCAUGCUGAUGACCUUUUUUAUAUAUUUAAGUUCGCUGUCACGUUGCCUCAGUCAUUUUACGAAAUGAAGACGAUAGACAGAAUGAGUACGAUGUGGACAAACUUUGCUAAAUAUGGACAACCAACGCCCAAUAUAACGCAACUCUUGCCAAUGAAGUGGUACCCAUUAGAUAUGAAGGAACCUCAACUGUUGGUCAUAGACAAAGAGUUAUCAAUAGAACCGCUAUGGAAUGAUCCCAGCUUACGCUUCUGGAAUGAAACUUACACUAAGUACAGGAGAAAAUCGUAAUUAAGGAAUUCAAUGUUCUUAUUUAUCAUGUUUGUGAAGUAACUGUACUUACAAAUUAGGAUUUAUAGUCUUUAAAAUGUAAUAAAACCGGUUAGUAAAUAUUU
Pararge aegeria (speckled wood butterfly) is the source of this 2010-nucleotide messenger RNA. Its product is annotated as cholinesterase 2-like. The record is from RefSeq and is a predicted model, not a curated record. The transcript has 4 exons. Bases 287 to 1906 code for a protein of 539 amino acids. Lineage: Eukaryota; Metazoa; Arthropoda; Insecta; Lepidoptera; Nymphalidae.